Molecule: messenger RNA, 8184 nt
Organism: Lampris incognitus (smalleye Pacific opah)
Lineage: Eukaryota; Metazoa; Chordata; Actinopteri; Lampriformes; Lampridae
Gene: shroom3
Product: shroom family member 3
Exons: 23
Coding region: 1-5757 (1918 amino acids)
Biological process (GO): actin filament organization
Cellular component (GO): cortical actin cytoskeleton; apical junction complex; apical plasma membrane
Molecular function (GO): actin filament binding
Source: RefSeq, a predicted model, not a curated record
AUGGAGCUGCUAGAGGCCUUCUAUCGCAGGAAGCUCCGCAAGAAGCAGAAGAAGUCGGAGCUGGGCCGGUCAGAUGGGGCUCUCUGUCGCUCUCCGUCAGAAAACAACGUCAACAGUUUGGCGACUGGCCUCAUCUCCAAAGUCCUCAGGUUCACCUCCAGACGCAGUGAGGCUGCUUCACGCCCACACUCCUGGCAUCUGACCAAGCUCGGGGAGGGCCAGCAGGAGCCCGGCAUGAUGGAGCUCUCCCAGGCCGAGAUGAGCACCAUGGCCACGCACUGGCACCACAGCUGCCACGCCAGUGCCUACUCCUCCUUCUCCACCAGCUCCAGUAUCCCAGAAUACCUUGCAUCCACCCCCUCCUUCAGUGCCGAGCGCUCCUAUUCGCUAGAGACGGUCCCUCAGAGAGGUGGAGGAGAGAUGCAACAGGCGGAUAUCCGAUAUGUGCGGACCGUCUACGACCCUCAGCAAGGCCUUUCCCAAGAACACGAGCUCAGUUCUGCCUCGGCCGCGGUGCUACGCAGGGACGAGCUCCGUGGAGCUGGAGGGUCGAGGGCCGGCCAUGGGUCAUCAGCUGGGAUCUGUUACCAUGGUCGCAGCAGCAGCAGUGGCAGUAGUAGCGGUGGCAGCAGUGGUGGUGGGGUCUCAGCAUCAAACCGACACAGCGUGGGUCCGAUAUGGGGUCUGGCGGCCAUCCGCACUUCCUACGAGAGCCUUAAGGGGGCGCCUGCUCCUCCACAACGCAGCGACAGCUAUGCCGCCAUCAGGAACCACGAGAGACACGAGAGGCCAAACUCCUGGUCCAGCCUGGAGCAUGCUCGCUCUCUGCGGUCACUGCAUAAGGGCUCGUGGCAGCACUCCAGCGGUUCGGUGGCUUCAGCCAAAGGCUCUUUUGGUGUAGAGGGCCAACUCCACACCGUGAUGGAGAAGAGCCCUGAGAGCAGCCCCACUACCAAGCCUCGACAAGGGGGAGGAAUAGUCCAGUCUGGUCCUUCUCCUGGAGCCUGCUGCGAGGCUUCUGUCAGUGCUCACCAAUCUGGCCGCAUCAUGCUCCCCACAGGCAUGUACCCGGUUUCCCCACCCGAGCCUCAUUAUGCCCAGAUGCCAUGCUCCAACCCCGGCUCUGGCAGUGUCUACCCAGCGUUGGCCAAAGAGAGCAGCCGUCAGCAGCAGAGUGGUGGAGGGAGGGAUGGGGUCUUGAUGGAAGGGUGGCGAGAUGGAGGAGUGAUGGCUGCAGAGAAUGAGUUUCAGAGUAAUCAUUUUUCUACUCCCUACCCCCAACUGUCCACCUCUAUGGCCUCUACCCAGUUCAGGAAUCAAACCCAGGAGGCAGAAGGGCCCCAACAGGAAGACGACAGCUAUAGGCUCUACAGGGCUCACCUCCAACCACCAGGAGCUGGAGCUGAGGGCCAGGCUGUAAUCCCAAGGCCCACAAACCAACAAGGGCCUCUCAGUCAGAACCUACAAGGGCCCUCCAGUCAAACCUCACAGUGGUCUCACAACCAAAUGGUCCAGGGCCACAACCAGGAUUCACAGGAUCUUCAAACCAAAUCAACCCAGGGAUACCUACCCACUCCUGUCCAGAGGAGAGAUCCCUUCACCCCUGUCCAGCCCAGAGGAGAAGGGAGCAGAAGUGUAGACCAACCCAGUGUCCAUCCAGAGCCCGUGGCGUCUGCCAGGGUAGCCCAGGGCCAAGUACCAGGAGCACCAACUCCUCGCCAGCCCCCCCACACGCCUUCACCCCACCUUCAGCCUCAGUCCAGCCCCCAGAUUGGUGAGCUGAGACCACCGUCUUCUCUCCAUCCCCACACUGACUCCGCAGCACUGCAGUGGGACAACAAAGACAGGGAGCAAGAGAAAGAACACCCCCUGACGCGUCUCGAGAAUGCUUUGGCAGAGGUCCAGCGAUGUGCCAGCCCAGACAGCACUGUCACCACCAGCAGUAGCUACAGCGAAGGUGGCCAGGUCAACAAUGGUUACCAGGUCAGCACCCGGAGCCUCUCCGUUCUGGAGAAGGUUAAUCGGUUUGAGCAACGGGAGCAGGGAGGGAAGCCGAGGAGUCACACUACAAGCAAGGCCGGCCAGCACAAGAAUCUGCCUAAUGAGAGAAGCAAGAGCUGCACAGACGACCUCAGAAAUAUGCUGGAGAGGAGCACAAAUGGAAAUAAAGCCCACAGGACUAUGAGCUACAGGGGCGGUAGCAAUGACCAUACACAACACAGGACCCCAGCAGACCCGAGCUCUGCCCUGCAAAGGAGUCGCAGUACCUUCCAGCUGAGUGAGAUGAAGGAGGACGACAGCAGCAGCCGAGAGCUCCCCAGGAGAGGAGAGACCUCGAUGAAUGACACCAGCCAAGAGUUCCCCUGGAAACAGGACCUUCAUGAGAUAAUGGGCUUCAUCCAAGACACCUCCUUCAACAGAGCAUACAGGGAUUCUUUAAAAGAUGCCCAGUCCAAGGUUCUCCGUUCCACCUCCUUCCGACGGCGAGACCUCAGUGCCUCAUCCGUAAGCCCUCCUCCUCCUUCAGCUCCUCCCCUUGCUGCCUCCUCUUCCAACUACCACCAUCCUACCUCCUCCCAUAGUCACCAGCCUCCACCUGUCCCUGCCAAAGUUCAUUCUCUGGAGAAGAAGGGCCCCAAAACCAUGCCCAAGCCGCAGGGCCCUGUCCCAGUGCCAGCACCUCUCUCCUCCAAUCUGCAGCCAGUCAGCUCUCCUCACACUCCCAAGGAAAGACACAUGGUUAGCCCUGAGGUCAGGGGACCUGACGUCCCGGCCCUCCCCAGCGUACCCCCAGUGGGGCCCCCUCCAUCACGGAUAUGCGGCCGAAAGCGUCUGACCAUGGAACAAAAGAAGCGCUCUUACUCAGAGCCAGAGAACAUGCACGAAGUUGGGGUGUCAGACGCCGAGACAGUUGCCCUCUUCAGGCGUGGAGGAGAGACCAGCGUGGCAGACCGUAGGAGGAUGUUCGAGUUGGCUGCCAGUCGCAACAUUGGAGGUGGGCCCCCACAGAACAACGUAUCGCGCCCAGAGCUGCGCCAACUGCAGCAGGACGCGCUAGCUAACUACGUGGAGAGGAAGAGAGGCCAAACAAAAGCAGAGGGAGGACAAGGAAGAGCCCAAAGACCCCACAGUGCUUAUAUACAGCCUGAGACCAACAGCUACACAGGCUCCUCUGCCAACCCAGAUAGUGUCAGUCUCUCCUCCACCUCCAGCAUGCUUUCACUCCAGGACCCCUACCCAGAUCGGAGUUUCUCCCCCGGGGAAAGGCGUUUCUGCUCCACCCUGCCUCCUGGUGCUGACUUCCGAAGCUUCCAGAGCAGCGUCUUCUAUCCGGGCAGGGUGACUGCUCCUAGACCACCUCCUGCUGGCCACCAGCUCCCAAGUGCUCCUCCAGACUGCCAUGCAGAAGCCAGGACACCGUCCUCCAGGGCCGGUCCUUCUCCCGUCAUUGAGCUGGAGCGCCACAAACUGGGUCCGCAUUCUGCACAACAGCUCCCCCACCAGGAGGACACCAGGACCCAGAGAAGCGAGGGAGCUUCCAAGCAGCUCAAUGGGGCUCUGCAGAGGGCAGGACUGGGUCAGGGCCCUGGGAAGUCUGCGUCUGCUGAGGAUCUCCUGGAGAGGUUAGAGGAGAGAGAGGUAGCCGCUCAGCACUCCCGCUCGCACUCCUCCUCUGCUGCGGAGAAGCCAAGCCAGGACUUGACUGCAGGAGACCUGAGGAUGUUUGGGGUUUUCACCACUGAAGCUGGAGCAGGACUCUGCUGUCUGACUGGUGAUGGACCCACUGACACCCAGAAAACCGAGAGACCCGCCUCUUCCUCCAGCUCCUCCAAUCAGCAUCACCAGCAUAGCUUAAACCCCGCCCACUCCGCAUCCAGCCCUGCCCAAGGCCCAAGUCAGUCCCACCCACCUGUCACCCGGAGGGAGAGACAGAAGGCAGGGGAUCGACAGCGUGACCACAACUCCUACACCCUAGCAGCUUCUGUGGGCUUGCCAUGCCCUUUUUCUCCCCCUGGUACUCUAGGAAACAUCAAUCCCGAGUGGCAUGCCAGUGAGAGGCUGAGCCAGGCCAACCUGGACUCCAUCACCUUCCCACACAUGCUGCAGACCAACAUGGGAAAUGGGGUCCGUAGUAGUCAGGGUGCUGCAGCUCCUGUUAGCGGCAACGGGGUUAGCUCUGGUAGAGGUUCUUGCUCUGCUAGCAGUGUUAAUGACUCCAACACAUCAGGUGAUACACUGAAGGAGAUACCCAGAGAAAGGACAUCAGGUUUGGACACCGCACAGGCGUCCCCAAAGACACCGCCACCUCAGCCUAACCUGCAGCCUUCAGUGCUGCCACAACAGAACAAGGGAAGAGACGAGUGCCUCUCCUCGCUGCGUAUCUCAGAGUCCAGUCUUUCCAGCUCAGCGCACCAAUUCCAGCCCACUGAAUUGCAGGACAACACUGACGAGGUCUUCCUCCCAAAUCCAACCCCUUCAUCUAUUUCUCCACCAAUCAGAGAAACAGACAUCAUGGAGGACUUCCCCCCUCCUCCGCCCUCUCUCCUCUACCCUCCAGUUCCACAAGAGGAGGAUGGACAACAGUAUAGAGGGAGUUCGGAGUACCUUGACACCAGGGUAGUUUCAGAGGGGGGACCUUCUCUCCAGUCUCCUCCGUCUCCCCCCUCGUCCCCCCUGCCGCACCCUCUGCUGAACCCCUCUUCCAGCGCUAACACCAUCACCACCAUCACCGUCCCUGUCCUGGACACCCAGGAGUCCGAGGAGGACAGCCAGGAGUUUGAGUACACGCCGCUGCCCAGCAGAGAGCCGUCGCCUGAAGAGAAGCGAGUGGAGGCUUUGGCCCGGCAGCUGGUGUCACUGGACCGUUCUCUGGCACCUCUGCUGGACACGUGGAGCAGCAGAAGCACCCUAGAGAUCAUGGAGGACAUCUUCCCCAGCACCAAAUCACAACGUCAGGGCAACAACCUAUUGGAUGACAGCAUCCAAGAUGGCGUCCGCUCCCCCGACGCAUGCGUGCCGGUGCGGCAGAUGGAGACCGAUAUGGACGAGGAAGAAAAAGACCUCCAAACACGGAAGGUGGCGCUGUGUAAGGCACUGAAGAUGAGCGUGGCAAGUCUUCACCAGGAGAAGGAGGCUCUAGCUGAGGAGUACAAACGACACCGGGCCCUGGGGUCAAGUAUAGAUGCUCUCAUUCAGGACCACUGCAAAGUCAAUGAGCAGGAGAAAUACCGCAUGUUCAUAGGAGACCUGGAGAAGAUUGUGAACCUGCUGUUGUCAUUGAGUGGUCGACUCUCCAGGAUUGACCGGGCUCUUCUGACUCUGGACUCGCAAAACAAACCAGCAGAGGACAGCACAGAGGAACGGGACUCCCUCCGUCAGAAGCGCUCCCAGCUCCUCAGUCAAACUGAGGACGCCCGGGAACUGAAGGCGAACUUGGACCGGCGCCAGCGCGUUGUCCGACGCAUCCUGUCCGGCUACCUCACCGCGGAGCAACUCUGUAAUUACCAGCACUUUGUCAGCAUCAAACCCUCGCUUUUGAUUUGCCAGCGGCACCUGGAUGACCUUAUAAGGCAAGGGGAGGAGCAGCUGGCACAGCUGGCCGAGAGCCUGCCGAUGGAUCUGGCAGAGGCUUGCGGUUGGUCAGCGGGGUGUCAGUUACCGUCAAGCCCCACCCCCUGCUCUUUUACGUCACUGGCCCCAGGUCUGGCUCCAGGCCACGUCUCCUCGGUCCAUUCUACCACUGUGACGUCACUGUGACGGGACCGAAGGUGCUGCUACGAAGGGUGUCAAGGUGUUAAGGGACACCUCUUACUAAGCAGAGGAGUAACAAACUGUUUUCCUGUAGGAACACCUCAGAAGCUGUGGGGGUUCUGAGUCGUGGCUCUGAUUUUUAUAAAACAAGAGACGAAUCGGCUUGACUUUAACCAGGCUGCCAAAUCAGCCUGGUGACAAUAAAAACAUCUAUGCAGACUUAAAACAUGAAGACAAGAAAAACUUUCAGUGUGCCUCGUUCUACUUAUGGCUGUUUCUGUACGUCACCACAUCCAGCGAAUGUUUGAUCGUUUCUUAUACCUCCGACAAUUCCCCUUGGAUUUGCUCCUGCACCACGUGGAGUGAACGCACCAUGACUGCCCUCUAUGCCUUCGGUUGUCCUACACUCUGAACCAUAAAAACGCUUUGAAGAACUAUAGGGGUUACUUGGAGAGCUCAUGAAGAGCUCAUCUCCCUUUAAUAGUUUGACAAGCCUUAAUUAAAUAAUAAACCACAAGGUGCUUAUUUGUUGAAAAUGAAAAACAAAAGCAGAUGAUCAUCUGGUCUUUAUAGUGGGUUGAACCAAUGGGGUUCCUCAGAGUCUAGAUGAAGAUCUUGUGUCUCCCAAAGAAAUCCUACCUGUCAGAUGUUGGCUGUAUUUUAGUCUUAUUUUCUAACUGACUCCCAUGCAUUUGGAAUAAAUUGGGUUUGGCCCUGAGAUAGCUCAUGUAGGUAUUGUAUCACUCACAUUAAAGAGUGAACAAGAAAAUCACACCAACAUUGGCAGGACUUGUGUUCAUUCCACCACAGAUAAGACCUGAAUCAGACAUUUCCUGCUAGUUCAUGUCAGUGCAACAGCUUCUCCAGUGAUCAGAUGCUGUAGGAUAACAGAGCCUCAGAAGGGUCCGAGUAAUCGGUUCACCAUGUUAAUAUAUCACGCUAUACUGUAACACUACUACUGCCAUCACUGACGUUUCUCCGGCUUGGCACUUUCAGCGGUUUCACUACUGACUCGCUAAGGAACUUCCACUGAAUGAUUAAGUACAUUGCUGCCAACCCGUCUGAAAGGUUCUUGGAGCUGAAAUGUUUAAUGUCAGUGCUCAGCUAACAUGAAGCAGGAAAAUGUUUAGACAAAAAAAAAAAUCCCACAAAAUGCCCAAAAGGUGACACUGAACUUUUGUAAAAUUCUAAAAAAAAUACAUGGUUGUCCCAUUCUUUGGAAGUCACACAACCUGAUGGCUCUAGAGACUAUAUAAGAAUAUGACAAAAAUCGUUGUUGCGCAUUUCUGCAUCAGAAGAACUUCUCUUGAGUGUGAGUAACCCUUUUUAACUCUUAUCUAACCAGUCAACUUGGAAAUAAAACUAUAGUCCUCUACUGUAAGCCAUGGGAACUGCCCACUAUAACCACAUAUUUCCAUCACUGGCUUUUGCCAACUGACCAGUACUACCAGUCUCCUACAUGGUGGCUGAUAAAAAAAACAGUUAAUGUUAUCUACCAUCAAGUUCAAUUAUGACAAGUCAUGGAUUACAUAUGAAAAUAAUGCUCAGAAAACAGUUGAAAAAUACAUUUUUGGUCUUACGAAAUGGGUAAAAACUACAAUUACUUUGUGUGGAUUGAAAGAAAGCAAGUUAAGAUUUGGUUUUGCAGACGAUGAUAUUGAAAUAUAAUUUUGUCAUGACACCUGAAACCAGCGGCAGAGUUUAAUUAAUGGUCAGCAGGUUGGGGUCGUGAGUAUGGAGGCAUCUUUCCAUGGGGGGGGGGGGCUUCAUGGCCCACCACCAUAUACAGCAGGCAGGUGCCCUGCCAACGUGUCCAUAAGCAAAACACUUGGGUCUCGGAAAACACUUCUUUUGCUGAUGACCUCUGACUUCAUCGAAGAGGGCAAACAUUUUUUUGUCUAAAAAUCCUACGUUAAUCAACUAAGUUAUGCAUUACAGCAACAGCCACUUUUUUUACACCUGACUAUAAGCCUUGACCAGCUCAAUUAUAACCGCCAGUUAUUCAAAGCAGGUAUCUGUGAUAUGAUUGUGUGCUGUCUCCCAGCGUCGGCUUGCCUUACACCUCGUUGCAAUUUAAGCAUAACUCCACACGUUUUAUACUUUAAGAUUUCCAUGAAGUGUUGUCCACUUAUGAAGUACGAUCAUACUGUAACGACCACGGAUGACCAGACCCGCUAGACCCUUUAGUCGACUGGUUAACGUAGUCGUCCGUGGUGCGCGCUAUGCGGGUUCGAUUCCCGGCUGUGGCAGAUUUCCGACUCCCCCCGAUUUCGCUACGUUGGUGUCAGAAGCGGGAUUCGUACCCACGCCCCUGAAAAGGGGGUGAAAUAAUCACCCAAGUGAUAAAACGGUUGUUUCCUUGAUAAUGUAACGUGCAUGGAUAAGAACACACGCUGGCCGCUGGCUGGCGGGUCUGACCCUUUAGCCUAGCGG